This is a messenger RNA of Drosophila rhopaloa, 2331 nucleotides long. RefSeq lists its product as uncharacterized. The record is from RefSeq and is a predicted model, not a curated record. Gene Ontology annotation, molecular function: nucleic acid binding. NCBI's taxonomy places the organism in Eukaryota, Metazoa, Arthropoda, Insecta, Diptera, Drosophilidae. The transcript has 4 exons. The coding region runs from base 1282 to 2331 and encodes 349 amino acids.
CGGAGCAAACGUGAACAUCUGGAGAAGCUAACAGAGGUAUUCAGGAGACUACAGAGCGCGAACCUGCGGAUUAAUCCAGACAAAUGCCACUUCUUCCAAAAGGAGCUAAAGUACCUGGGACACGUCAUAAGCGAUCGGGGCAUACGGACAGACCCGGACAAAGUAGCGGCAAUUCGAGACUUACCAGCGCCGAGAUCCACAAAGGAAGUACACAGCUUUUUAGGAAUGGCGUCAUGGUACCGACGGUUCAUACCAAAUUUCACCGAACAGGCAGGAGCGUUGCAAGGUUUAAUCAGGAAAGGACAAAAAUUUGAAUGGACCAAGGAACAACAGGAAUCGUUUGACCAACUGAAAACGAGCCUAACAAAGGCACCGGUACUGGCAUGCCCCGAUUUCACAAGGCAAUUUAAACUACAAACGGAUGCCAGCGACUUAGGCGUAGGCGCGGUCUUAACGCAGGACGGAGAGGACGGGGAGCAUGUGAUAGCGUUUGCCAGCAGGAGGUUGAGUAAAGUAGAGAAAUUACAGCGCAACUGAAAAAGAAUGCUUAGCAAUAUAUUGGGGCAUCAACAAGUACAAGAUGUACCUCAAAGGCUAUCGGUUCAUAGUGAUAACAGACCACAUGGCUUUGAAGUGGCUAAACUCAAUAGAAAGCCCGUCGGGAAGAGUGGCCAGAUGGGCGCUAGGCCUACAACCAUUCCAGUUUGAAGUCCAGUACAGAAAGGGAAAAUGGAAUGCGGUAGCAGACGCCUUUUCCAGAACACCACAGAACGAGUUGAAAACAAUACAGUACACGGAGGCAUGGAUUGAGGAAAAAUACAAGGACCUGGAACGAGACCCAAAAAACACGGAAUUCAAGAUAGAGGCAGGCAGGCUAUAUAAACUGGGUAGCAAUCGGAGAGACACACAACCAUGGAAACUAUGCAUAACUGAAGCUGAAAUUCAACACCGUGGGCAACCAUAUGUGUGGAUUUCGUGGGAACUCUACCCAGAUCAAAGCACGGGAACACCACACUAUUAGUAAUCGUGGACAAAUUCUCGAAGUGGGUAGAACUUGCAGCAAUCAGACAGGCUACAGCGGACGCAUUCCUACGAGUCUUUAGAGAAAGGGUAAUUGCGAGAGUUGGAUCGCCAAAAACUCUGAUCUCGGAUAAUGGGGUCCAGUUCACAGGAGGAAAAACAAGAAAGCCCUUGGAAAAAUGGGGGAUACGGCAACAGUUGACGACACUGUACACGCCCCAGGAGAACCCUACCGAGCGAACGAAUCGAACAGUUAAAACGAUGAUCGCACAGCUAGCAGGAGAGGAUCAGACCACGUGGGACGAACAUUUACCAGAGCUAAUGCUGGCAUACAAUAGUAGUGUAUCGGAAUCUACAAAAUAUAGCCCUGCGCAGCUAGUAUUCGGGAAAGAGUUAAGAUUACCAAACACGAUGUUCGACAGGGUAACAAAAGGAUCGGGGUUACAGGAGGAAAGUAUAGAACAAAGAUGGAACAGGCUAAAAGGCGUACGAAAGGAGGCAACACAGUAUACAGAAGAAGCCGCGGAACAACAAAAACAUCACUACAAUCUACGGAAAGGGGACUGGAAACCAGAUGUCGGUGACUUGGUAUGGUGCAAGACGCACUAUCUGUCAAAAGCGGCAGAAAAAUUUAACGCCAAACUAGCACCAAAGUACGACGGCCCCUGGAAGGUAACCAAUUUCGUGUCACCAGUGAUCAUGACAGUGAGAUACCAGAAAACCCGAAAAACAAAGAGUAUAUUCAUCGGAAACAUCAAACAAAAAGAUGAACAAAUUUACGGAAGCGGCGCGAAAAUUCCGGGACAAACACGCAAAGUUACGGGCGGCACAAACGAUGGCAAAACUCAUAGAGCGAUGGCGGGAACCGCUCAGAAGAGGACAGCACCGGCAAAAAUGAAAACCACGGCACCAUCCGGGAGUAUCCAGUCCAGGCAAGGCAACAGCCAAACGGCCAAAACUGCCCAGGAGAAAAGGGCAACCGAGACACCGGAUAGGGACAUUCUAGAGCUCCACGAGGAGGAGGGAGCAAUCCUGUCCAGAACAGCCAAAAACGACAUUAAGGAGAAGCUGGUAGGGAAGAAACCCGGAAAGCAGCAGCGCUGGCUGGUGAAAGAUGGAGAGAAGAUUUGGCGAGUAACCCCACCCGUGCUGGUCCUAUCGAGCAACUGGACGGCUCCCGAUACCAGGUAUUCUAAGCGUAAGAAGGAAGCGAAGGCUGCAAGGGCGGCACCCGCGAAUCCGGAGAAUUCGGAGAACCCUAGCGAAAGGACAAAUCGGACUGUCAAGACGAUGAUAGCCCAACUCACCUAG